AUGGGGGUGCCGACCAGCCACAAGGAGGGCGCAUUCUACAGCGCCAAUUCCGUUUACAACAACUCGGUGCAGGACGGCGGCAUGGACCACGGCCACUCCACCAUGACCAUGACGUACGGGCCCGACGGCCGCAGCAGCUUCGACAGCUACGAGCCGUCGGCCAUGCUGGGCAACAACCGCUUCGUGGCCGGCAACAAGUUCUUCAACUACCAGCAGUUCGGCGCGCUGCGCGAGGGCGGCGGCGUGAGCCUCUUCUCGGCCUCGUACUGCGGCCUGCUGUUCGCCACGGCGCAGAGCAGCCUCAUCUACGCCGCGCUGAGGUACUGCAUGCGCCCCACGCUCAUGCACUCGCUGCUGCUGCAGCGGUCCGAGAGCUCCGUCGUGAUCGAGUGUCUGCUGAGCAUCCCGACGACGCUCGCCUUCUUCCUGGGGCUGCUCUCCGAUGUGGCGCCCAUCGGCGGGUACCGCCGCAAGUCCUACAUGAUCACGGGCACGCUCACGAGCUUCCUCAUGUGCAUGGGGCUCAUGAUCCUCUCGGCCACCGUGGACGUCGACCACUCGACCGAGGACCAGCGCAGCGACUACAUCGUGUACUACAUGGUGCUCAUCAUGGGCGCCACGUUCGGCACCAUGCUCAGCAAGAUCGCCACGGACGCGCGCGUCAUCGAGCUGUCCCAGCGCGAGCCGCUCACGACGCGCGGCAAGCUGCAGAUCAACUACCUGCUCUUCCGGACAGGCAUCGAGUGGAUCGGGCUCUGGCUCACAGCCCUGCUCAUCCGCUUCGACGACGACAAGCGCAACUACGCGCUGCGCGUGGACCCGUUCUGGGCCUACGCCGUGCUAGCGCUGCUGAGCCUCAUGCCGGUGCCGUUUGUGCUGCGCAACUGCAACGAGCGCACCGUGGAGCAGUCAGAGGCCGGCUUGAUGAACGAGAUCGUGGCGGAGGAGGGCAGCGUCGCCAUGAUCACCGCGGGACCUUCGACUACCAGCGCGCGCAUCGGCGCCUUCUUCCGCAUGUGCCAGCAGCGCGCCGUGUGGCAGCUCGUGCUCUUCCUGUGUAUCCUGCUGGCCACCACCCGCUUCUACAUCGGAUCGGCCAACGCCGUCUUCGUCAGGCUUGCGGGACUCAACGCCAACACGACACUCUUGACCAACGCACUCAAGUACCUGACCACCUUGGCCUCCAUGAUGCUGUGGAAGGUCUUCUGGUCCAACUCGUCUUGGCGCCGUUGCGUGUGCCUCGGUAUCGCUGUCAUGGUCAUCCCCGAGACCGUCCGCGCGAUCGUCAUGCUCUACGUGCCGUCCAUGCGUAACCAGGCCUUCUACGACACGAUCGGCUGCACCACCGGCUUCACGGACGGUAUCAUCACUAUUUUCUCGCUGAUCCCCGCGACCGAGAUCGCCGAGAACGGCUCCGAAGGCGCCACGCAGGGCAUGCUGCUGUCGUUCCGCAGCACGAUCGCCAUCGCUAUGCGUACCUUCAGCUCCGACUGGAUGUCGGACCUGGCCCCCCCCAUGGACGAGUAG
Molecule: messenger RNA, 1527 nt
Organism: Phytophthora sojae
Lineage: Eukaryota; Oomycota; Peronosporomycetes; Peronosporales; Peronosporaceae
Exons: 2
Coding region: 1-1527 (508 amino acids)
Source: RefSeq, a predicted model, not a curated record